AGCAGCGCGGCUGGGAGCUUGAACCGGCACCCCCCUUGUUUUCGCCAUCGAACUCCCACCCAAUCCAGCCCAGCAUUUCGUCGGCGAGACACUGGAUCCAUUUGGCUCCGGUUUCGCUCGUGAACAGACGAACUGCCAUGGAGACCAGCAUGGCUAUCGACCCCGACGACAGGCGACUCCCAAACGAGCUUCUCGAUCUGGUUGUGUCUUUCGUCCCAACCCCAGAGCUCUGGAGGAUCCAAACGGUCUCCAAGACCUUCCGCCACAUCGCCCUCGUCCGCAUCUCGCUCCGAAUCCUGCAGUGCCAGAACACCAAGGAAGUUACGGCGACACUCAAUACCCUGGAGCCCGUCCCGCCCCGCUUUGUCGGCCAAAUGAUGACCCUGGCGGCUUUCCCACCACCAGACGUCGGCAAGGUCGUCUCGGAACUUGUCUUUCGCCAGCCGACAACACCCCGGGUGGUGUGCGUGCUCCACCAGAUCCGGUAUCCGAUCCAUCACCUCAUUGGAUUUCUCUCGGGCUUCCGCGUCGAGCCGGUCUUGAUGCCGGCAUUCAUCCAGGAGCUCCGCCUGGAUUUUGCCGAUCUCUUCCCGCUGCUUGGUCACUGGAUCGCCCAACGGACAAUGUCGCCGCCGCAAGUCGUGGCCGUCAUCGGAUCCCUGUCCCUCUCUUCGCCGCAACUGGCUCAGAUCUUUGAGUACAUCCGCAUCCCACUCAAGGACAAGGUCGAGCUCCUGCGGAGAGAGAGCCGCGACUCGGUCGCCCUGAUCCUCAAGACCUGCACCCUGACCGCGACCGAUCUCAUCGUGAUUCUAAGGGCCCUGCGGGCAUCCUGGGCGGAUGUGGGCUGGAUUCUCAGCCGUCUCCAGCUUGGGUGGGCCGCUAUCGUCGAAAUCCUCGACCGAUUCAAGCUCCGGUACUCUAUCGACUCGCUGGCCAUUGUCAUGGUCGAGUUGCGACACCAUCCGGAGCUGAUCCACAUCCUCCUGAACCUCGAGCUGCGCUACCUGCGAGAGUACGCUGUGCUGGUCAAGGUGCUCGAUGUGCCGAUCCAUGCCGUCGCCCGACUGAUCAACGAGCUCGAUAUCCCCGGCCCCUUCGCACUGGGCCACUUUCUCAAGGAGCUCAGCCUCAGCUACGCCGAGACCGUCGAGCUCCUGGCCGAGAUCCAGCUCGGCAACCGAUUCGACCAAUUGUACGGCGGCGGGCACCCGGCGCUCGGCCGCAUACUGUUCACUGCCGAGAUGGAGCUUUCGCAACUAAGUCUGCUUCUGGCCGAGCUGCGGGUCAAGAACCUGAUGGACCACGAUCGCUUACUGCGGGUCAUUAUCGGUGUCUGGCAUCAAACCCAGAUCUUGGUGCCGGGCCUGGUCCAGUUGGUGGCAGACUUGCACAAGCACCAGAUACUCGAACGGAGCCAAGCCCUUGGUCUGGUCAAGACCCUUGUACCGUUGUAUAUCCACGGGGAUGUCGAGCGGACCUUUGCGGAGCAAUAGCGCCGCCAUGAAGUCAGGCCGCCGAACAGGAGGAUCGAGCCAAACAGUAUCGUUGAACUGGACAACGGGGAAGCUGGGGAGAAUGACGAUAGCGUUGUUUAUCGGGCAGAUGGUUGCUGUAGCACUGGUGCCGACCGUCUCAUCGGCGACACUCCCAGCUUUGUACCAUAUUACUGCUGCUGCACUGGAGUGUGUGUGGUGAGACAGAGCGUGCUGAGAGUCAGGACAGGCACACUUGUGAAUAUACAAAUGUAUGGAUACUUCAA
Polychytrium aggregatum is the source of this 1762-nucleotide messenger RNA. RefSeq lists its product as uncharacterized. The coding region runs from base 138 to 1496 and encodes 452 amino acids. Lineage: Eukaryota; Fungi; Chytridiomycota; Chytridiomycetes; Polychytriales. The transcript has 2 exons. Gene Ontology annotation, molecular function: protein binding. The record is from RefSeq and is a predicted model, not a curated record.